UCUUAUGGGGAUUCCCCUUGCAAGUAAUGUGAGUGGGGGGGAUUUAUAUAGUCUAAGGAUCGGUUUAGCCACUGCAUAUAAAGGACACUCUGAUCAAGAGCAGACUCAUUCUCAGUCGUCAUGUCUCGUCCAGUGGUUAUUGUUACGUUUUGCUUCCUGCUCCUUGGGACCGCAUCAGUAAUAACAGCUGCGAGUAUCCCAUCUGCAGUUGCAACUGAGGAUAUCGAUUCUCCAAUAAUUGCAGAGGAAGGUUCUGUACCAGAGGAAUCGUCCAGUUCUAAUGAUAACAAUGACCUAGCUACUGAUGCGACCUUCUAUUGGGGAUACAAACCUGCUUGGAGGUAUUAUGGAAACGGCUGGGGAGGUUAUCGUAGGGGUUGGGGUGGAGGAUGGGGAGGAGGCUGGGGAGGAUAUCACGGUGGUUGGGGAGGAUAUCAUGGCGGUUGGGGAGGAAGGGGAUAUUAUGGAUAAGGAUGGUCUGUUUAGAGUUAACUCAAGUUAAGCAUUUACUACUAUUUUAAGUUACUACUGCGCUAUUCGAAGUCGAGUAACUCUUUAGUUCUAAUUUCUACACUGAGCUUCAUUAAGGUUAUUUUUAUUUUGUAAAACACGGCAAAUAAAUAGUUUUACAAUGA
Cephus cinctus (wheat stem sawfly) is the source of this 635-nucleotide messenger RNA. Its product is annotated as neuropeptide-like protein 32. The coding region runs from base 121 to 471 and encodes 116 amino acids. The record is from RefSeq and is a predicted model, not a curated record. The transcript has 3 exons. NCBI's taxonomy places the organism in Eukaryota, Metazoa, Arthropoda, Insecta, Hymenoptera, Cephidae.